AUGUGCUGGUACGCUCGGGUCACCUUCCGCUGCGGCUGCCAAACGACGCGGUCUCCCGUCGAGAUUCCCAACGCAGCAAAGGAGGGAUUCCGAUAUUACGGGGACUCAGAUUUUCUACUCCUGUGCGAAGGUGCAUCGAUUGUCAAUCAAUGUUGCCCAAAGUACGAUAUCUACCCACACCAAGGGUUUUCUACACAUGUGGAAGGGCUUUGCCUUGGCUGCCUGGCAAAAGCAUUUCAGCCGAAGCUGACAGACGACGGAGAUUACGUAUAUCAAGAAUGGGAAUUCAAAGACUUCUAUUCCGAUGAGCUCCCAGUCGAGGAGAAGCAGAGCGCCUUCCAUAAUCUUCUUAACUCCGAGCCUACGGAACAAACCGAGUCGGAGAAGCAAACCCAAACUCAGGAGAACACGAAGAAUGACACCUCGGCCACGACAUUGGCCAAGCAGUAG
Ilyonectria robusta is the source of this 450-nucleotide messenger RNA. RefSeq lists its product as uncharacterized. Bases 1 to 450 code for a protein of 149 amino acids. The record is from RefSeq and is a predicted model, not a curated record. Lineage: Eukaryota; Fungi; Ascomycota; Sordariomycetes; Hypocreales; Nectriaceae. The transcript has a single exon.